Molecule: messenger RNA, 858 nt
Organism: Brassica napus (rape)
Lineage: Eukaryota; Viridiplantae; Streptophyta; Magnoliopsida; Brassicales; Brassicaceae
Exons: 2
Coding region: 1-858 (285 amino acids)
Source: RefSeq, a predicted model, not a curated record
AUGGCAAUAAGUAUUAUCCGCCAUCAUCUCACUGAGGGUCUAAAGGAUCGGUAUCUCACUAUUGAGAAUCCUAUAGAAAUUUGGACCGCUUUACAGCGGAGAUAUGAUCACCAGAAAACGGUGUUACUACCAAAGGCUACAUAUGAUUGGAAACAUCAGAGAAUCCAAGAUUUCAAAACCUUGGAUGAAUAUAACUCAACUCUAUUCAAAAUUGUCUCCAAGAUGAGACUUUGUGGUGAGACUGUAACAGAGAAGGAUUUGUUGGAAAAGACUUUCUCCACAUUCCAUUCUAGCAACGUGUUGCUGCAACAACAAUACAGAAAGAAAGGUUUCACCACCUAUACUGAUCUGAUCUCAUGCCUAUUAUUAGUUGAGGCUAAUAAUGAGUUGCUCAUGAGGAACAGUGAGAUGAGACCUCCUGGAUUAACUCCAUUACCUGAAGCCAAUAAGGCUGUAGAGGAAAAGAAAGAACCCACCAAAGAAAAGGAGGCCGUGGUGGAUGGAGAGGACGUGGUGGGCGUGGCAAUUAUAGCUCACACAGCCGUGGGAAAGGGAACCACUAUAACCGUGGUAGUGGUCCCAGCUAUGGCCGGUCCUAGCUAUGGUCGUGGUCGAGGCAGAAGCAGUGGUAUCUCUAAACCACCACACUCGUCCAAAUCAGUACGCCACAUGUGUGGAAUGGAUAACCAUUGGGCAAAGAAUUGUAGGACUCCCAGACAUCUUUGUGACCUCUAUCAAGAGAGCCAGAAAGGGAAGAAUCCAGAAGCCCAUUUGGUCCACCAUGAUGGGAAAAACGAUUUUGAUCAUGACCAGGAUGACCUUAUGGAUUAUGAAACUUCAGAUUGCCUAAGAGAAUGA